UGAUGUGAGACGUGGUGGAAGAGUGGGAGGAAGAUGGAGAGCUCGGGAUCGGGAUCAGAAGUGCAUCGAAGUAACGGUGCGUCGAGGAGGUAUGGGAUGCAGCUGAGUUCGGCGAACUUCUUGCCGGGUCCUGUGUCGGCGUUGCUGGAGUUGACGGGGCUGCUGCGCGGGCGAGGCAAUGCAUCGGAGGGCGAGCAAGCGGGCGGUGCAUCGGGUGGUUCAGCGGGGCGAAGCUCGGAGGGUGGGAGAGGGGGCGACGGAGGCGCGGAGGUAUCGAUCAGGAUAUUUGGGGUGGGGGAGUCGGAGCCGGUGCAGGUGUCGAGUGGUCCAGGAGUCGCGAGUGCGAGGAACGGGACAGGGUCGAGCAGCCCGCAGUCGGUGGGCGGUGUUGUUCCGAUGCGGAUAGCGGGCAACGAGAGCAGCGGGAGCAUAGGUGGGAGCACAGGUGGGAGUGUAGGUGGGAGCAUAGGACAUGCAUCAGGCGGAGAGGAGAGAGGGGAGGGUUUGGACAACGAGGCGGGUGGGAAUGGGAGAGAAGGCGGGUCGCAAAGGUACGAUUUUCAGCAGCUGGCGCGGUGGAUCGAGCAGGUGUUGCCAUUCACGAUACUGCUGUUGAUGGUGUUCAUUCGACAGCAUUUGCAAGGGUUUUUUGUGGUGUUCUGGAUUACGGCUGUGAUGUUCAAGGCAAACGACGUGCUGCGGAAGCAGACAGCGUUGAAGAACGAGCGGAAGCCUGGCGUGCUGGUGGCCGUGGGAUGGGGACUGGUGGUGCACGUAAUCGGGGUGUAUUGGUGGUAUAGGGCGGGGGGAAACGUUCGCUUGCCGGUGGGGGGGAAUGAUGGACCGGCAGGAAAUUUGGAGAGGGUACUGAGGGUGGUAUGGUUUAUCUGGAACAAGAGUUAUGGGAACCUAUUCUCAUCGCUGACGACGGGGUUGUGCUUGACGUUCAAGCUGACAUCGAGUCUGGAGAAGGUGCAAACAUUUUUGGCAGCACUACGAGCAUUGUCACGGCGGGAAGUACAGUACGGAGCUUACGCGACGAGCGAGGAGGUGCUUGCAGCUGGAGACAUGUGUGCGAUAUGUCAAGAGAAGAUGCAUGCUCCGAUAUCGCUGCGGUGCAAGCACAUCUUCUGCGAGGAUUGUGUGUCGGAAUGGUUCGAGAGGGAGCGAACGUGUCCGUUGUGCCGGGCCGUAGUGAAACCGGUAGGUCUGCGGUCGUAUGGGGACGGAUCGACGAGCCUGUUCAUCCAGUUGUUUUAGAGGGCGUUGUGGAGGGAAACGACGGAAAACGUGUGCAGGAGCGAGUGCAGCCAAGGUAGGUGCGAUGGGGAGCACGGCCAUGGCGAGGCUGAGACGUUGGAGAGGCGGCUGAUAUUGCGCUGCAGUGGAGGCAUUGAGUGGCUAGGGAGGGUGCCUAAGGAGUGGAGCGCUAUGAAGAGAACAGCUGCAUGGAGGAGAGGGUUAGGAGGGUGGGGGUGACGGGACGGGGAGGGGAUGCCGGGGCGAGUCGCCACAGAGAAGGUCGCGGGUGUGAUGGUGUGGCGACUCGUUGAACGUGAGUGACGAGUACGUCGCAGUGCGGGAAUGGGUGGAUGAGGGCCGUGCAUGGGAACACGGGUGGGUGGAAACGAGUAUGGUUCUUUGACGGGAUGAGGAUGCGAUGUGCGUUGGACGGGGCGGGGAGGGAACACGGCUGCAAAUGUUUGGGAAGGGUGGUAUGAGAGGCGCAGGAUGGUGGAGAGACGCAGCGGUGUUUGUGUUUGCGACGAUGUUGGGUGUUGCACAGAAGGAGAGGUCGACGGAGGUUUUCGGGAUGUGGGGUGGCGGUGUGGUUUGGUUGUGGAGCCGGACGGUCGGCCCGGUGGGAGUGGUGGAAGCGGAGGGGGGGAAGUGGCGAGGUCGCGAGCAGUGAAAGAGGUGCGGGGGGAAGUGGAGAAGUGGAACGGUAGGUGCACACAGGUGGCGAUUGCAAAUGCAUGUUGGUACUCCGGGUGGGGAGUAGGGCGUGCGAAGAAAGUGGUGGAGAGGAAGGUGGGUGAAGUACAGAGUAAUGGGUAAUGAACUGCGUGGCGUAUGGCACGCAGCGUGGAGGAUGAGAGUGCGGUGGUGGGGGUUGUGGAGGAGCUGGUGUUGCUGGUGGAGGCGGUGGGAAAGAUGAGAUGUCGGAGGAGGUGUUUGGUGCGGGAGUUUGAAUGGAGGUGAGAAGAAGGUGAUUCUGAUUAUAGUUCAGAGGGCGUGAAGAGUCAGGAGGAGCAUAGAAAAAGCAUGGUGUGAAGUCACAUCGCCGAGAUUGGAAGCACAGUGGAUGGAAGUGGGGAGAAAGAGAUGGGGGUUUGUGGAACCUGAUGCAAGGUCAUGUGGUGAGGAGAGUGCAACGUCCAUCGGAAGCGAGGCCUGGGACUGGUGACGAACAUGAAUGUGAGGUUGGAUCGGCGGAGUGGCGGCUUGGUAGACUUGGGAGUGCUAGAAUGAUGGAGAAUAUUGUGUACCGUGGUGGAAGAUUGGGAGAGAAGAAUGGCAUAGACAGAAAGAGGUGGUUGGAAGAGAGAGGGGGGUUGUGCAAGGGACCCUCACGGGAAUAGGUCUACAGAGUUGGAAGUGAACAUAGAAGAAGGAGCAGUGAUGAAGGUCCGAGAUGCGCUUGAAGGAGAUUCAUUGGAAGACGGUGUAUUUGUACAACGUCUUAAUUGGAUUUUUGAGAUGAAAUAAGCUCUGUUGAGAUCA
Messenger RNA from Physcomitrium patens, 2724 nucleotides. The record is from RefSeq and is a predicted model, not a curated record. NCBI's taxonomy places the organism in Eukaryota, Viridiplantae, Streptophyta, Bryopsida, Funariales, Funariaceae.